CACAACUAGGAGUCUAGGACAGCACCCCCGCUGCUCCCUCUUCUCCCAGGCGGUCGGUCUCACUUCCCCUCUUCACUUCUCCUUCCUUGUUGUUCCCAAAAUCUCCCUAACAAUUUUCUCCUUCCGUUCCCAAAAGGGGCACGAAUUAUUUGCGCCCUUCCCCUCUCCCUCUCCCAUGGAAUCCUCCUCCUUCCCGGACCUCAACCUCAUCCCCUUCCUCAAGCUCGAGCCCAAGACCGAACCGGACGAUCCGGCCGAACCGGCGCUCGGCCCGGCCUGUCCGCUCGAACCGGCUCCCCCUCCUCCCCCUCCUCCGCUUACCCAAAACCCUAACCCUAGCCCCGAUCAUGGUUCCCUCCUCUCCCCCGAGCUCCACACCCCUCUCCAAGCCCUCUCCCCCAACCCCGACGAGGAGGCGCUCUUCGCGGAGUACUAUCGCCUCGCCCACCUCUUCCUCUCCGCGGCCGCCGCCGGCGGCCGCGGCGUCAUCGUCCCCGCCUCCGGCGCCGGCGGCGGAGGCGGCCGUGAUCCUCUAUCCAUCGUGCCGGCGCCGGCCUCCGGCCCCGGCGCCGGCGCCAUAGUCGUCCAGCAGAAGAAGCGGAAGGCGCGGUCGUCGGAGAUGGUGCGCGUCUCCUCCCUCGGCGUGCGCGACCAGAUCUACUUCCGCGACCUCGUCCGCCGGGCCCGGAUCACCUACGAGUCGCUCCGGUCGCUCCUCAUCCGCGAGGAGGAGAAGGCGGAGGCCCUCGGCCUCCUCGGCCGCCGCACGCGCGCCGACCUCCGCGCCGCCGCCCUCAUGGCCAACCGGGAGCUCUGGCUCAACCGCGACAAGCGCAUCAUCGGCACCAUCCCCGGGAUCGGCGUCGGCGACGCCUUCUUCUUCCGCAUGGAGCUUUGCGUCCUCGGCCUCCACGGCCAGGUCCAGGCCGGCAUCGACUACGUCUCCGCCAGCCGUUCCGCCAGCGGCGAGCCCGUCGCCACCAGCAUCAUCGUCUCCGGCGGCUACGAGGACGAUGACGACAAGGGCGAUGUCCUCAUCUACACCGGCCAUGGCGGCAGGGACCAGAAGCUCAACAAACAUUGCGUGGAUCAGAGGCUGGAGGGUGGCAAUCUCGCUCUGGAACGAAGCAUGGCUUACGGCAUCGAGAUUAGGGUCAUCCGAGGAGUGAAAUCCGACAAGAGCCCCACGGGAAAAAUCUACUUCUACGACGGGUUAUAUAAAGUCGUCGAAUACUGGUUCGAUUCAGGAAAAUCCGGUUUUGGAGUGUACAAAUACAAGAUGCUAAGAAUAGAAGGGCAAGAGGAGAUGGGCAGUGUGAAUCUCAGAAUUGCUGAAAACUUGAAGGUGAACCCACUGGGAGUGAAGCCGACCGGUUAUCUUAGCCUCGACAUGUCGUUAGGGAAAGAGACUUUCCCUGUUAUGUUGUUCAACGACAUUGACAAUGACCAAGAACCUUUAUUAUUUGAAUACCUUCCUCGCCCCAUUUUCCCAGCGUCUGCUUUACAAGGAAAGUUUGCGUACGGCGGGGGCGGGUGCGAGUGCUCUACGAAUUGCUCAAUUGGUUGCUUUUGUGCUGAGAGGAACGGUGGAGAGUUCCCGUAUGAUAAUAAUGGGAUCCUCUUAAGAGGGAAGCCUUUGAUUUUCGAGUGUGGCCCCUUCUGCCGGUGCCCGCCAAGCUGUCCCAACCGUGUAAGCCAGAAAGGGGUGAGGAACCGGUUCGAGGUUUUUAGGUCAAAAGAAACUGGAUGGGGAGUUCGGUCCUUGGAUGUGAUUCGGGCGGGGACAUUUGUGUGCGAGUUUAGUGGGUUUGUUCUUACUAAGCAACAGUCAGAUGUGCUAGCCAUGAAUGGGGAGAGUUUGGUGUAUCCCAACAGGUUCCCCUCCAGAUGGCAGGAGUGGGGAGACAUUUCUGACGUUAUCCCGGAUUAUGUGCCACCAAAUUUUCCUUUGUUGCCUGAUUUGGGUUUUUCGAUUGAUGUGUCUAGGGCAAGAAAUGUGGCUUGCUAUUUGAGCCAUAGUUGCAGCCCCAAUGUGUUCGUACAGUUCGUGCUGUUUGAUCACUACAAUGCAUCAUACCCGCAUCUCAUGAUCUUUGCGACGGAGAAUAUUCCGCCUUUUAGAGAGCUGAGCAUUGAUUAUGGAGUGGUGGAUGAGUGCGUGGGAAAGUUGAUGUUGGAGUCAAGUCAUUAGGAAAAUCAUCUAUUUUGAAGUUAAUAAUGCUGUUUUUGGGAAUGUUCCAUUACAAAGUGCUUUUGUGUGGCGAAAUAUCUUCCACCGUAAUGAUAUCUAAGCUCUUUACAUUUAAUCUAAGCCUUGUCCAAGUGAAGUUGGACCACUUCUCACAUAAGAAGAGUGAGGGUCACUGAGGAUUUUGUAAGCUGCGUGGACCUUCUCAUCUGUGGAUCAAAGCUGGUUAAUAUAUUAUUGACAUAUUCAGUGGUACUUUCGCGGGGCAGUACCAAAUCAAUUGAAAUUUUCAUCAUGGUAAGCUUUAGGGCAACAGGAAAAAAAAAAAAGGUUUGGGCCACCAGAAGAAGACUAGUUGACUCUUCAAGACUCAAAUUUGUAAUAUCGUUGAAUCUUGUUUGCGCAAGCUUUAUAAAUGAGUCUGUUUAUGUAUAUAUAUCUGUACAUUAUCAGAAUGCUCAUAAAUUUGGGUUAUGGGUACAGCUAUAAUGGUCUCAUAAUGUUCAAUUUGUUGUGUUGUCUCACAAAGCGAUUGUAUACAGAUAUCCGAGGAUAUCCCCAAGUAACAGAGCAAAGUAUAACUCGUCAGUUUGCUUUCUUAAUCUUGUUGAGAGAUUC
This is a messenger RNA of Ananas comosus (pineapple), 2806 nucleotides long. RefSeq names its product histone-lysine N-methyltransferase family member SUVH2-like. Gene Ontology annotation, molecular function: zinc ion binding; protein binding; histone methyltransferase activity. NCBI's taxonomy places the organism in Eukaryota, Viridiplantae, Streptophyta, Magnoliopsida, Poales, Bromeliaceae. The record is from RefSeq and is a predicted model, not a curated record. The transcript is spliced from 3 exons. Gene Ontology annotation, cellular component: nucleus. Bases 176 to 2191 code for a protein of 671 amino acids.